Messenger RNA from Mytilinidion resinicola, 3401 nucleotides. Its product is annotated as DUF699-domain-containing protein. Gene Ontology annotation, cellular component: 90S preribosome; nucleolus. The record is from RefSeq and is a predicted model, not a curated record. Gene Ontology annotation, molecular function: ATP binding; tRNA binding; 18S rRNA cytidine N-acetyltransferase activity. The coding region runs from base 1 to 3165 and encodes 1054 amino acids. The transcript is spliced from 6 exons. NCBI's taxonomy places the organism in Eukaryota, Fungi, Ascomycota, Dothideomycetes, Mytilinidiales, Mytilinidiaceae. Gene Ontology annotation, biological process: rRNA acetylation involved in maturation of SSU-rRNA.
AUGGUUAAAAAGGCCAUUGACUCCCGGAUUCCAGCAUUGAUCCGCAAUGGAGCUCAAGAGAAGAAGCGAAGCUUUUUUGUCGUCGUUGGUGACAGGCAGAAGGAUGUCAUCGUCAACCUAUACCAUAUCUUGCUAAACGUGGACGUGAAGUUGAACAAGUCCGUGCUCUGGGCAUACAAAAACAAACUCAUAGGCUUCUCAAGUCACCGGAAGAAACGAGAAAAGAAAAUCAAGAACGACAUCAAACGAGGAAUACGCGAUGUCGACACCGACGAUCCCUUCGAGCUUUUCAUAUCGACCCAGAACAUACGAUAUGUCUACUACAACGAGACCGAGAAGAUCCUGGGAAACACAUACGGCAUAUGCAUAUUGCAAGACUUCGAGGCCAUAACGCCAAAUCUGCUGGCGCGGACAAUAGAAACUGUGGAAGGUGGUGGAAUGGUGAUACUGCUUCUCAAAGGCAUGAACAGUUUGAAACAGCUAUACACCUUGUCCAUGGACAUCCAUUCCCGAUACCGGACAGAAGCGCAUAACGACGUGGUUGCUCGUUUUAAUGAGCGAUUCAUCCUAUCCUUAGGCAGCUGCGAAUCAUGCCUCGUAGUGGAUGAUGAGCUCAAUGUCCUGCCCAUAUCAGGCGGCAAGACCGUACAACAGUUACCGCCACCGGACCCCGAAGACGAAGGAAAAUCGCCGAACGCAAAGGAGCUAGAGGAGAUCAAGGAAAGCCUUGUAGACUCGCCGCCAAGCACCGUCACAUUAACUGCAGCACGUGGACGUGGUAAAUCAGCGGCGUUGGGUGUUGCGAUCGCAGCUGCGAUUGCUCAUGGGUACAGCAACAUCUUCAUCACAUCUCCGAGCCCGGAGAAUUUGAAGACCCUGUUUGAGUUCGUGUUCAAGGGCUUCGAUGCGUUGAACUACCUCGACCACGUGGAUUACUCUAUUAUCCAAUCCACGAACCCGGACUUCAACAAAGCUAUUGUCAGAGUCAAUGUCCAUCGGCAGCAUCGUCAGACCAUUCAGUACAUUCGGCCAGAAGAUGCCUAUGCCCUGGGUCAAGCAGAGUUAUUAGUCAUUGACGAAGCUGCGGCUAUUCCGCUUCCGUUGGUGAGGAAGCUCAUGGGACCUUACUUAGUCUUCAUGGCUUCAACUAUCAAUGGUUAUGAAGGAACGGGUCGGUCACUGUCACUCAAGCUGAUACAGCAGCUCCGAGACCAGUCAAGAGGGAAAUCAAAAGCAAACGGCGACGAUCAAGUAAUAGACCGAAGCUCUGGCAAGGAGUCGAAAGACACAUCAGAGACCUCAUCCGGAGGCCGAUCAUUGAGAGAGAUCACCCUUUCGGAGCCCAUUCGAUACGCUCCCGGAGACGGCGUUGAGAAAUGGCUCAACAAGCUUCUAUGCCUUGAUGCUACAUUACCAAAGUCAAGCCUCAAGACACUGGGCUGCCCCCAUCCUUCACAGUGCGAACUAUUCCAAAUCAACCGAGAUACCCUUUUUUCUUUCCAUAAAGUUUCCGAAAAGUUCCUUCAGCAGAUGAUGGCAUUAUACGUUGCCAGUCACUACAAAAACUCUCCCAACGAUCUCCAACUCAUGUCAGACGCUCCCGCCCACCAACUGUUCGUUUUGACACCACCAGUAGAUCCAAAGAGCGAGCGACUUCCGGAGCCACUUUGUGUGAUUCAAGUUGCUUUGGAAGGCCAAAUCAGCCGAGAAAGCGUCCUGAACAGUCUCAGCAGAGGUCAAAGAGCUGGUGGAGACUUAAUCCCAUGGAUAGUAAGCCAGCAAUUCCAAGACGAGAAUUUCGCUGGUCUUUCCGGUGCCCGAGUCGUGAGGAUUGCGACAAAUCCUGACUACAUUAGCAUGGGUUACGGAUCUCGAGCUCUGCAACUUCUUCUGGAUUUCUACGACGGAAAGUUCGCCAGCCUUUCGGAGGUGGAGCCAACCGCUGAGCUUGAGAUGCAACGUGUCACCGAAGCAGAGUUAGAAACCUCUACUCUCCUCCAAGAUAACGUCAAGGUUCGAGAUAUCAACAAAAUGCCGCCGCUGUUCUCCAGGCUUUCGGAGCGGAAAGCUCCAGGGCUCGACUACGUCGGUGUAAGCUACGGUCUCACAGCACCUCUUCACAAAUUCUGGAAGCGAUCGUCGUUUGUUCCGGUAUACCUACGCCAAACUCCGAAUGAUCUUACUGGAGAGCAUACCUGCGUCAUGAUACGAGCAUUGGAAACAUCGAACGAGGAAAGCUCAUGGGUAGGCUCCUUUGCUCGCGACUUCCACCGAAGGUUCCUGUCGCUCCUCUCAUACCAAUUCCGAACCUUCCCGUCAGUUAUGGCUCUUUCGAUUGACGAGUCAGCGUCCGCUGGCAGUAAAUUGGAUAUGGCAUCGGCGCCACCUCCUCUAACCAAAUCGGAACUUGAUAAGCUCUUCUCGCCUUUCGAUCUCAAGCGAUUGGACAGCUAUGCUAACAAUAUGCUGGACUAUCAUGUCAUUCUCGACAUGCUUCCGACUAUUGCCACUCUCCACUUCACCGGACGCCUCAAGUCUGCAGUCAAGCUUUCUGGAGUUCAAACAUCACUAUUAGUUGCGAUUGGUCUACAACGGAAAGGCUUUGAGGAUGUGGAGAAAGAGCUAGGUCUGAACAACUCGCAACUGCUUGCCAUGUUCGUCAAAGUCGUUCGAAAAGUCUCAACCCACUUCCGAAGUCUUGUCGAGGGGGCCGUUGCAGAGACUAUGCCCGAGGCAAUGGAGGUAGACGAUGAAACCGGCGUCCAUGGCGAGAACGGUUUCAAGAGCGCGGAGGUACAAAGAUUCAAACCAUUGGCCAAGAAGCUGGAUGACGAACUUGCUGAAGGAGGCGAGGAGAUUGACCAGGCUGAGAGGGAACGAGUGAGGAGUAUGAUUGAUGCUCUCCCGUUGGAUCAGUACACAAUCGACAGCGAGAACGCCAAUUGGGAGGACGCUGAGCGCAAGGUCCGCGCUGCGCAGGCUAAAGGCAGCAAGGAAAUCACGGUCAGUAUCAAAACUGGCAAGUCUUCAAAGAGGAAAGCGGGCGAGGCAGUUGAAGAAGCGUAUCAGGAGGCAAUGGGGGCAUCCAAGGAAGGCAAGUCGAAGAAGUCCAAGGGUGAUGAGAAGCCGAAGAAGUCGAAGAAGGAGGGUAAAAAGAGCCGAUGAAACGAAGGUAGGGCGUUUUGAGGAUGGGGGCAUUCACGAGAUUUUGUUUUGCAUCAAAGGGCGGAGUUGGCAAAUGUCUCGGUUCAAAUAUGACAGUAAAGCUGUUCAAAAUGGAAAGCAAGUACUGGCAGUCAUUGGUUCUCCUUUCUUCUACAAGCGGAUGAGUUAUUGUUCAGUCAGUGGAGGUAUAUAAAGAUUCAAUGCUCGUAUACCGCCAAUAAUGUUCUUGUCCACAC